UGCGUCCCGGACACCCGGGGGUGGGAGAGACCCGGACCCAGCGACAAGGGAGGGGGCGUGCCUCCGGCUCGAGCCUGGGCACCUGCGCGGGCCCGAGGGGGCGGCCCCAGACUCGGGGGUCGCCCCACCCGCCCGCGGCCCCAAGUCUCGCGGUGCUGCGGCCUGGCCGGGGGAGCCGCGGCCCGGCACCCCCGCCGCGUGACAAAGGCUGAAGCGGGAGGAGGAGGCCGAGGAGGGGGCGGAGGCGAUAAAGGCGGGGGCGGCGGGCGGCCGCGGCGGCGGGAGAGCGCGGAGGCAGCGCCCGCCCGCGCCGUCCUUUGUGUGGCAGUGGUGGCGGUGGCGGCGGCGGCGGCGCCUGGGCCUGCGCUGGCCUCGCCUGCCCCGGGUGGGGCGCCCGGCUCCGCGCCGCCCCUCCUCGUCCCCGCCCGGCGCGCGCCGAGCCUUCCGAGCAAGAUGGCAACCCCGGCGGCGGUCAACCCUCCGGAAAUGGCUUCGGACAUCCCUGGAUCGGUGACAUUGCCCGUUGCCCCCAUGGCGGCCACUGGACAGGUGAGGAUGGCCGGGGCCAUGCCCGCCCGCGGAGGAAAGCGGCGUUCUGGAAUGGACUUUGAUGAUGAAGAUGGAGAAGGUCCCAGCAAAUUUUCAAGAGAGAACCACAGUGAGAUUGAAAGGAGGCGGCGGAACAAGAUGACCCAGUACAUCACCGAGCUCUCUGACAUGGUCCCCACGUGCAGCGCGCUGGCCCGGAAGCCAGACAAGCUCACCAUCCUGCGCAUGGCCGUCUCACACAUGAAGUCCAUGCGGGGCACCGGGAACAAGUCCACAGACGGCGCCUACAAGCCUUCGUUCCUGACGGAGCAGGAACUGAAACAUCUCAUCCUUGAAGCGGCUGAUGGAUUUCUGUUUGUAGUGGCGGCUGAGACGGGGAGAGUGAUUUAUGUGUCUGACUCCGUUACCCCCGUGCUGAACCAGCCCCAGUCAGAGUGGUUUGGGAGCACCCUCUAUGAACAGGUGCAUCCUGACGAUGUGGAGAAGCUGAGAGAGCAGCUGUGCACCUCAGAAAACUCAAUGACAGGCCGGAUCUUGGACCUGAAGACUGGGACGGUCAAGAAGGAAGGGCAGCAGUCAUCCAUGAGGAUGUGCAUGGGCUCCCGGAGGUCCUUCAUCUGCAGGAUGAGGUGUGGAAAUGCUCCUUUGGACCACCUUCCUCUAAACAGAAUAACCACCAUGAGGAAAAGGUUCAGGAAUGGCCUUGGCCCUGUGAAAGAAGGAGAAGCCCAGUAUGCUGUGGUCCACUGCACAGGCUACAUCAAGGCUUGGCCUCCAGCAGGAAUGACCAUACCCGAAGAAGAUGCCGACGUGGGACAAAGCAGUAAAUAUUGCCUUGUGGCAAUUGGAAGACUCCAGGUGACCAGCUCUCCUGUGUGCAUGGACAUGAGCGGGAUGUCGGUGCCAACGGAAUUCUUAUCCCGGCAUAACUCUGACGGGAUCAUCACAUUUGUGGACCCAAGAUGCAUCAGUGUGAUUGGCUACCAACCCCAGGAUCUUCUAGGAAAGGACAUUUUGGAAUUCUGCCACUCUGAGGACCAGAGCCAUCUGCGGGAGAGCUUUCAGCAGGUGGUGAAGCUGAAAGGCCAAGUGCUGUCGGUCAUGUAUCGAUUCCGCACCAAGAACCGGGAGUGGGUGUUAAUCCGCACCAGCAGCUUCACCUUCCAGAACCCCUAUUCUGAUGAGAUCGAGUACAUCAUCUGCACCAACACCAAUGUCAAGCAGCUUCAGCAGCAGCAGGCGGAAUUGGAGGUGCACCAGAGAGACGGGUUGUCAUCCUACGACUUACCGCAGGUUCCUGUCUCCAACCUACCAGCCGGGGUUCACGAGGCCGGGAAGUCUGUGGAAAAGGCAGACUCAAUCUUUUCCCAGGAAAGAGAUCCGCGGUUUGCCGAGAUGUUUGCAGGAAUCAGUGCAUCGGAGAAGAAGAUGAUGAGCUCGGCUUCUGCAGCAGGAACUCAGCAGAUCUACUCCCAAGGCAGCCCGUUUCCCCCGGGACACUCAGGAAAGGCCUUCAGUUCUUCGGUGGUGCACGUGCCUGGCGUGAACGACAUCCAGUCCUCUUCCUCGACGAGCCAGAACAUGUCCCAGAUCUCCCGGCAGCUAAACCAGAGCCAGGUGGCGUGGGCGGGUAGCCGGCCACCCUUUCCCGGACAGCCGAUCCCCUCCCAGUCCAGCAAGACUCAGUCUUCUCCCUUUGGGAUUGGAACGAGCCACACCUACCCGGCCGACCCCUCCUCCUACAGUCCUCUCUCCAGUCCAGCCACCUCCUCGCCCAGCGGGAACGCCUACUCCAGUCUUGCCAACAGGACUCCAGGGUUCGCUGAAAGUGGACAAGGUAGCGGGCAGUUCCAAGGGCGGCCCUCGGAAGUCUGGUCGCAGUGGCAAAGCCAGCACCACGGACAGCAGAGCGGUGAGCAGCCGUCCCACCAGCCGCCGGGUCAGACUGAAGUGUUCCAGGUAAAUCAGCGAGCACCGCCUUCUCGUAGGUACCGGCGCCUCUCUCUGCUUCCUGUCCCCCUCGGUCUCUGCCUCCCUGCCACAGCACGACUGCCGAUAGAGACUGACAUGCUGCCCAUGCCAGGAGAUCCAACCCAGGGGACCGGCAACUAUAACAUUGAAGACUUUGCUGACCUGGGCAUGUUCCCGCCGUUUUCUGAGUAGCUGCGGACAGAGCGAGGCUUCCACCGGGCAGUGCCCCCCAUGCUGUGACAUCUACGCCCACGUGAACGGGGCCCCCCCCGCGCCCUGCUUGCCCUGCCGCGGGACCCCCCAGCAGAAGACAUCUCGCCCCCCGUGUUCCCCUCACUGCCGUGGUGUUGCUCAGCUUCUAACCCACAGCUGCAGCUGCUCGGCCACCGACGAGGAGCCCAGUAGACGUUGGGGGCUGGUAGUAUUUAUUGUAUUUUACCUGUCUGUGCUUGGGAGGCGAGCCCAUUGGGUUCUUAAAACCUGGUUGUGAAUAAUCUCAUAUUAGACAAUUUUCAUCUAUAAAAAGUUCAGUUACAGCUCAGAGAGCCCGAGCGGCACCCUCAGGCCUGCCCAGGAAGCUGGAAUCUGGUUUCUUCGGGCCUUUAACUCCUGUGUCCGGGUGGGGCUUAGGGGGUGUUGGAGAAAGAGGUGAACAGGAUGCACAGGCUUUGUUCUCAGAGCUGGAGAGGAGGAGCCUGGGGACGCCGGGGGGGGACGCCGGCUCCUCUGGGCCCUGUCUCAGCCACGUCUGUCUGUGCGUCUGUCGUGCCGUGAGACGUGUGUACGUGGUGCAGUGUGAUGUGAAUCCUUGUCCUGACGGAUGUGUUGUGCCCCGUGUCUGUCGUGUGCGGCCACAGUGAGGGUCUAGAAUCCAGGGUGUGUGGCGAGAGUGACAUCCGGAUGUGCAGCCCCGUCCAAGCUGAGCAGGACCCCCUGUGGCCGGAGGAAGCAGGGCCCAGGGCCUGGGCACCGGGCGGACAGGCUGACCUGAGCAGACGGGCACUUGACAGCGUCACCAGGAGUCCUGGCCGGGAGCUGCUCACUUUGACGGGUCAGUUCUUUGGUCCAAGCCCCCCACGUGCAGAUUCAGAGCCCACGAGAGUGCCCACCCUUUCCUCUCUGUGUCUGAAGAGCGGCCUCUCCUGGUUCCGCCAGGUUUCUCAUCCUUGCCCUGUUGGUGAGAGCCGGGCUUUGUCCCCGCCCGAUGGCUGCAGGGAGCACCCCUUGAGCUCACAGAGACCCUGGCCCCCAUGGGGGUGUAAGGGGGAGGGCAGGGCGCCCAGGCCUCCCGGUCCUUCUGUGCCACAGGGUGCCUUCCUGGGACCAAGCUCUGGAGAUGACUGAGGGGUGGGUGAACCCUGUGCGUGGAGGUGGGAGCUCUGAGACGUUCCCCACCAGGUUGCCCGAGCGUCCUCUCUUCAGCCGGCUGGGAACAGUGGCAUCUCGGGGGGCGGAGGCAGGGGGUGGGGGGGGGAUUGCGGGGCUCCGGCUCCGGUUUUGGUUCCAGUUCUGAUUCUGCCGCAUACUCGCCAGGGCCUUGAAUUCCUCAGGUGGUCUCAAGAAAGAGUAAGAGCUGACUUCUAGAAGCUUCUACCUGGCUGACCUCUGAGCCCCCGGUCCCUGGCUUGCUGUGUUUCCCUCAGAUUUGAGGAGGUCAAUUGAAGAAUCCAUCCCUCCAUUUUUACUUACCUCUGCCCCUCGCGUGCCCUUGACGCUAAGGAAAGAAACUCUCAUGUUCUCUUCCUUUCCUGUCCUGCAUCAGCAUCCCAUCAGCUCACCGACUCCUAAAGGGGAGAAACGCUGCCGGUGCGUGGCUGCCUCGGGGCAGCUGGAGGAGCCCAUCCACGGGGAAAGCCUUCCCUUCCGGCUGACCCCUGUCAGGCACCUGGCUGGGAAACAGCUGGGCCAGGCAGAAUGGAGUUGCUUCUAGGCUGCCUGAGUGGGGAGUGAGCCUGGCCUCUAGCAAGGAGCCAGGGGAGAGCGUUUGCUCUCAUCCUCUGAAAGUUCUGCAUUAAAAGCCCAGCCCUGGCUGGCAUCCAGAGGGGGUGUGUGCCGAGUCUUGCCUGGAGAGCUCCAGCUAUUAUAGUCCACCAUUGUUCAGGAGACUGCCUUUGUCCGGUAGCUUUGUGUGAUCCCGGUUCCUAGGCUCUAAAUUAACACUGACGUUACAGUUUCUAGAGUGGCUCUUAAUCCUUUUGUAUGUAGUGGUGAUAGGACGUGGGGUUUAGACGCACAUGAUAGCCUUUCACCCUUAGGAGCCUUUUGGCUUCUGGGAAAAUGGCACGUGGCUGAAACUCCACACACCCUGUCAGUACCAGACCCACAAAGGGCUCCCAGGCGUGCCCUGCCCCUGGGGCCACCUCUGCCCACCCCUACCCCCAGCCCUGAUCUUGCCUCAGGCGGUGGGCUUAAUUAUUUCCCAGAAAGGCACAAGAAUAGCUUUUGGAUCAAAGAAUGGUUUCUCAGUGAAAUGAAAGUGGACUUCCUGUGGCGUUUCGUCUCUGGGUUUGGAAGGUUGGCGGGGGAUGGGGGUAUGUUUGUCUUUCCUUCUGGUUUCAGAGGGCACUUGGGGAUUUUCUGAGGGGUACACACUGGUCGGCACGCCGACUAGGCCCAGCCCACCUGGGCUGUGCUGGGUGCUGAGGGGAUGCAAAAGGACAGAGGAGGGGGCUUCCCUGGUGGCGCAGUGGUUGAGAGUCCGCCUGCCGAUGCAGGGGAUGCGGGUUCGUGCCCUGGUCCGGGAAGAUCCCACAUGCUGGGCCCGUGAACCAUGGCCGCUGAGCCUGCGCGUCCGGAGCCUGUGCUCCGCAGCGGGAGAGGCCGCAGCAGUGAGAGGCCCGCGUACAGCAAAAAACAAAACAAAAGGACAGCCUUGCCCCCAGGGACCUUUCAUCUACUUCACCCACUUACACAGCAUCUAGGGUGAGGACCACUCAGUUCUAGAAGGCAAGGAUUCAUGGGCGACUGAAAGCCAGACAUAAAGGGGGAGCAUCGUGACUAAAUAGGCCCCACGUCCCCCUUCCAGCUUUGUCCCCAGAGCCCGCGAGGGGAGUCUGACUGCAGUCUGACCCACAGCUCGAGUUCUCUAUUUUCUCUAUUCCCCAUUCCACUCUUUGGUUGUGAUUCUUAGAAGCCACUAAGGAACAGAGAAGACCCAGAGGAUCCCACAUCUGAGGGAUUCUCUCCCCAGGGAAUUUUAAGACAAACUGGGGUGAGAAUUAAAGCCCUAGAGGGUCUAAUUACCCCAGUUUGCAGAAGAACCUCCCUCGCCAGUCCCGCCCAGCCAGGAGGCCAGGAUGCCCACGGCCCCUGCGUCGGCGUGGCCUUUGGCCCUGAUCCCUCUCCUACUGGAGACGGAGGCAAAGCUGGGUUGGGAAGGUGAGCAACACCUAGGACUUCGGCUCUGGGACUCUCUUCCUCACACACACCUCAUCUCACAGCUACUAGGCCUUCGGCUGGCUUUCCUUAGGCUGAGCAAACAGAAGGCUUUCCACCCAAAAGGGCCAGAUGGUGGCUGCCUGAACUAUUGGUGAGGACGCAGACGCAGCCACGCUGAGGCUCGGCCUGGACUUGGUUAGGGAACUGCGACAGUGGCUCCGGAGGUUCUAGAACACCCUGCCUCUGUGUUGCUCCCCACUAGCUUUGUCUUUAGUUUUGGUUUCAGGGAGCAAUAGAGCAUCACAAACAGCCACAUUCUUCUCUGCUUCCCGGUUUAUCAAAUUCAACCCUUCUGUUGUUUCCUGAAUACCUGUUGCAACGAGUAGGAUUCUGAUAGCUGAUGGAACUGACAUCGGGGAGCGUGGAUCUCCUGUGCCAAUAAGGAGACUGUGUUCCCCAGACGAGCCACCCUGGACACUAUCAGUGCUGCGGCCGGGCUUGGCCGAGAGACGAGGCAGGUCCCGGGGAAAUGAGUGUGUUCCCUUCCAGACACAUCAGUAGCUGGGCCAGCAGAUGAGCAGUGAACCUCUCCCCCCUGGGCCCACCUGCCCCCUAACAGUUACGACCUGUCAUAUUAGCAAGACCAAGCCAGUCACCUAACAGCCCUAGCCAGUAACAAGUCAGGAUGGAAAUGCUCCUUGUUCUACUAGAAAGUAUGGGUUUGGUCAUGAGGUCGCCGUGCCCUGACUUGUGCCCUGACAAGUUGGGACAACCCAACUUGUCCGUUGCAACCCUUCCCCCUGUGCCAGAUUCUCAUCUUGCAUAUGAAGGGAACUGGCUGUCCUCCUUUUCCCCGGCUGCCAGGCGUCUGGGGCAACUUGAAGCGGCAUCACACAACGAUGCAGGCACAAUUUCACAUGUAGGUGUGCCUGGGUCUUGGGGCCAGAGCCUAUGGGCCAAUGACUGUGGAGGUGGGAAAAGGGGGGGGUUUCACAGGACCAGGCCAGCUUGCUACCAGUAACAAUCUCAUUUUCCUUCAAAAGCGAGAGAGUUCACAGAUGAGCUUCAGUGGACAAUUUAAGCACUUAAUCGUUUCUCUUUUAACCUUUCUUCUUAUGAAUGUGAACUGUGCUGUGAAUAAAUCAUCAUUUGUAUUGCUUGAAUGUUCUCUAUGACUAACAGUUAUUAAGUCAGUUGUGUAUAUGUGUAACUAAUGUAACUGCCUUUUAAAAUUUCAUUACAAUAAAAAUGGCUUUGCUCUGAA
Messenger RNA from Globicephala melas (long-finned pilot whale), 7162 nucleotides. It is a transcript of the gene ARNT2, whose product is annotated as aryl hydrocarbon receptor nuclear translocator 2. Lineage: Eukaryota; Metazoa; Chordata; Mammalia; Artiodactyla; Delphinidae. Gene Ontology annotation, cellular component: transcription regulator complex; cytoplasm; aryl hydrocarbon receptor complex. The record is from RefSeq and is a predicted model, not a curated record. Gene Ontology annotation, molecular function: DNA-binding transcription factor activity, RNA polymerase II-specific; protein dimerization activity; RNA polymerase II cis-regulatory region sequence-specific DNA binding. Gene Ontology annotation, biological process: regulation of transcription by RNA polymerase II.